UGUCCAAAAUGGAGGGCGUUUUGGAGUCCCUCUGUCCUGGGCAGAAAGUAAAAAGCUAAAAACACUCAUAUUAUAUAGCUAUGUCAAUGUGUGCUUCUUUUUUUAGACAGGCUCAGAAAGGAGAAUAUGUUUCGUGAACUCCAGGGCAGGAGGCUGAAAUGGAGGACAUUUCUUCUUCUUGGUAGAAAAGGAGGGCUUCCCUGAGGAGGAGACUGAGGCUGCCGCCGUCUCCAUGGAAACGCGGCCUAGUCUCCGCUGAGAAGCACCGCCCUCGAGUGAGAAAUCUUUCCCCCUUGAGGAGAGAGGGAAGGUGAGACCAAAGAUUGUCGCCCCCUUGACCCCCGAGCCCUCACGUCGGGACCAAGAAGGAAGAAGCAGAGCAGAAUGUCUCACACUCAAGCAGAGAAUGUCAUAAAGAAUAUCAUCCGUGAAAUAGGACAAGAAUGUGCCAUGAAGGGACAAACCGUAUCAGAAACUCUGGUGGCAUUCAUAGUGAAAGCUGUUGUAUUGGAUCCAAGGAAUGGAUUUAAUGUGGACAGGACCCUUACAAAAGCUGAUGUCCAAAAACUUAUUAAGCUUUCCAUUGAUAGACUUCUUGACACAGGAAAUCCAUCUCUAGACACUAUCAAAAUGCAAGUUUAUUUUGAUAUGAACUAUACAAACAGAGUUGAGUUAAUUAAUGAACAGCAUCGUGUCCUGGAGUCCAGGCUUGCUCCUGUAAGCAGAGAAAUUACAGAUAACCGUGCUCGUACACGAGAAGAGUUGGAAAGUGUUUAUCGAAAGAUUGUCAGCUAUGUGCUAUUGCGCUCUGGCCUCGGGUCCCCUACAGACAUCAGGGUCAUUAGAGAGGCAACUGCUGCCCUGCAGAGUGUGUUUCCUCAGACUGAGCUUGCUGCCUUCCUGUCUCUCAGUAAAAAAGAGAAAGAGCGACAAUUGAAGGAACUUACCAUGAUUGUCACAGGAAUUCGAUUAUUCAACAAGAACUGUGGAAAAGGAGGGGAAGGCAUUGAUGACUUGCCAGGUAUUCUUGAGGAAGCUAUCCCAGCAGCCAGCCAUCAUAUAGAUCUGGAAUUACAUGCUUCUCAGGAGCUGGCUUACCGCUAUACAGCCUUGAUUGAAAUGAUGCACCACAGUCAAAAUGCUGAGAUGGAACUAAGGAUGACAAUGUUAAAAGAAGUACUAUACAAUGUGAGGCAACAUGAGGCUUUUCUGUGUCUUAUUCUGUCUGAUGUGAUAACAUGCGCACAAGAAGUUGAUAUGAUGCACAAGCAGUUUGACGCCCAGAUGGAACAGCUAAAAAAUGUUGUUCAGGCAAAGACAGCUGUGCCUACAUCGUUGGUUUAUCCUAUAUUUAUUGCACUUUCUAACCUUUGGACCAGUUUUCAAGAUGAGAUACUGGUGCUCAGUUUCCUCAACAACCUGACUGUCAGUCUUCAGCAGUUCUUGGGAAGUCAUGCACUGAUCUUUCCGGAAGAUGUGAUGGAAUCUCUUCUUGAAGACAUUAUUGUGAAAACGGAUCAGAUAAGGUUAAAAGAAAGUGCCGAAACCAAAGUAAAUCCUGCUGACUUUACUAAAGUAGAAUGGCUCUUUCCAGAAACUACAGUUAACUUUAGCCAACUAGUGAUUCAAUAUCAUGGCUUUUGUGCUUACACUUUUGCUGUGAAAGAUGGCCUUCUACUCCCAGGAAAUCCAUCUAUUGGAGUCCUGAAACACAAGGAGAAAUUUUAUGUUUUUAGUUCCAAGGAAGCGGCAUAUACUUUUGCUGAGAAUCCUGAGAAGUACAUUAAGAUGACUGCAGAAAAAGCAAAGGAAUCUGCAGAGCUUAUUCAGCUGCUUGAACUUCAUCAGCAGUUUGAGUCCCUUGCCCCCUAUUCUCAGAUCAGAGCUAAAGAGAAAAGCUUGUUACCAAUCACAAAAUGUGACAGCAGUACUCAGACUGACACCCAUAUUUUGCCACCAACUAUUGUGAAGGAUUAUGAGUGGAAUGAAUGGGAACUAAGGAGAAAAGCCAUCAAACUGGCUAACCUGCGUAAAAUGCUAACUCACUCCAUGCAGACUAACCUCAGUCACAUGAGAAGAGACAACUGCAGCCAGGUAUACCCAAUGAAGGAUUCUGGCACACAGACCAAACGUGAAAACUCUAGUAAUGUACCCAGACCACAGAUUUUCCUGGCUGGUCUUCGAGGAGGAACACCCCCAACUACUCGUAUGACCAAAGUGAACUUAACAAGAGCAGUUGAUGAAACCUAAGAGAAAAUUAAAAUUCCUUCAAUAAAGAAUGGUUUAAGGGAAGUAAAUGAACUAUGUCAUAUUCUUUAUCCAUUGAGUCAAACCAAGCUCUUUAUAUUUAACAAAGCCAGAGGAAAAGCUUUUAAGUGUGUCAUUCAUUGUUAAAUUUAAGUCUUGUAUCACAGUUCUGUCAUAUUACAGCUCUUUUUAUUGGAGGCUGUAUGGGAGACAGCACAAGCUGGCUUCUCAUUAACACUGCCUUUUUUGCUCAUGAAGUUUCUUUCCUGUUUGCUCUCCCUUAGUCACCCACUUGUUCUGUUUAGAUAAUGUUUAUCAUUCCUCCAGGUCAUCUUCAUAUGACAUACUGGUCUGAUUUUCCCAUUCGUUCUGGGCCCACAUUUAAUUUGUAAAAUACCACUAAUUACUCUUGCUCCAUCCUUAUUCCUUCCAAUAACUAUCUGUUUACCCCUUUCUCCAGUUUGCUCAUCACUGGUAGUUCUUUAGAGUUUGGUAUUUCACAACAGUUUGGUAGCUGUGCAUCAGGGUUGACUGUCCUAGGGAUCAGACCUGGGAAAUUAGUCCAGUAGCCACAGAAUGGAGGCUCUGGGACCUGUUCUUUUGAAUGUUGCAUGUUAUUUUGGCACCCCAUGCAUGGUUACUUUUUGUGACAGUAAUUCCCAUAAGCAACACCAACAUCUCUCUUGUGUUGGAGAUAAACCUCUGGUCAUCUGAUGCCACUAAUACCUUCCACUUGGGCGCACUUAAGGACUUUAUCACAUGUGGCCUUUAAACCACCAUAAAACAUGGGUAAUAGUGCCUUUGGUGAUACCUAUUGUACAACCCCAUCUCAGUUUCCUCACUGCCUUGUCCUUGAAGCAUGGUUAGCCCACACUCUGCCACUGACACGGAAAACCCGUCAAUAAGCUCCUAGGUGAGCUGAUAUAGCGCUAGUCCUCAGGUGUGGUAAAUUACUCCUGUGGCAAUUCUGGGAAUCGGCAGUGACAUGGUAUCACUGUGUCCUCCAUCUCUACCUCCUCCCCUUUGCUAUUCCAGAACAGCCUGUCU
Messenger RNA from Sceloporus undulatus (fence lizard), 3294 nucleotides. Its product is annotated as cilia- and flagella-associated protein 206-like. Gene Ontology annotation, biological process: regulation of flagellated sperm motility; sperm axoneme assembly; regulation of cilium beat frequency. Bases 385 to 2250 code for a protein of 621 amino acids. NCBI's taxonomy places the organism in Eukaryota, Metazoa, Chordata, Lepidosauria, Squamata, Phrynosomatidae. The record is from RefSeq and is a predicted model, not a curated record. Gene Ontology annotation, cellular component: ciliary basal body; axoneme. The transcript is spliced from 13 exons.